This is a messenger RNA of Caenorhabditis briggsae, 1677 nucleotides long. RefSeq names its product Protein CBR-KLF-1 (gene Cbr-klf-1). Gene Ontology annotation, biological process: regulation of transcription by RNA polymerase II. NCBI's taxonomy places the organism in Eukaryota, Metazoa, Nematoda, Chromadorea, Rhabditida, Rhabditidae. The coding region runs from base 1 to 1677 and encodes 558 amino acids. The record is from RefSeq and is a predicted model, not a curated record. The transcript is spliced from 8 exons. Gene Ontology annotation, molecular function: DNA-binding transcription factor activity, RNA polymerase II-specific; RNA polymerase II cis-regulatory region sequence-specific DNA binding.
AUGUUUGGGCCAUCAGCCUCCACAUCCUCUUCCUCCACCCUUCAAUUCAAUGCCACGUCAUCGUCCUCAACGAUGACAUCAUCUGGCAUGGCUCCGCCCCUUUUUGCCACGUCGUCAUCGUUACGAGAGCCACGCCUCGUUCACAUACCAAACAAACCGCUUCUGUCAAUUGACCCAUCGGCGAGAGCAGACUCACACGUCUAUUUAUCACCUUCUUUCAUUCAAUCAGGUAUGUUGUUACCAGAAGCAGUGGCAGCCGCCUCCUCAUCAGUUUCAUCGUCUGAAAAUGAUGAUGCUAAUCAGAGGAUACAUGAAGCCACAAGAAGUUUUAAUCAGUUUGGAUCUCAAGUUUAUGAAACGAUUCGAGAGCUUUCCAACACUUCAAACGCCUAUGAGAGGUUGAAGGCAAACUCGUCUAGACGGAAAAUGAGAUUCGCCCAAGAUAGUGGAACAACAUCAACCUCAAGUUCAUCGUCACUUUUCGAUCGACAUGCCGCCGAGUUCUCAGCAUUUACGCCCUAUCGUAAUCCCACUUAUGACUCGACACAGAGCCUAUUCCAACCAUCAACGUCAUCGAUGAACGAUCGAUUAGAACAGAUUCGAAACGAAUUCAUGGAAGAGCAUAAACCAAAAAUUCCAGAAUCACUCAUGUCACUUUCCGGAUUCAACACACCUACCACAGCUCUUGGUGCCGCCUUUCAGGAUUUGAACAUGAAAAGCGCGUUUGCCCCUGUUCGCCGAUCGGGUCUAGAUCAUCGAAGAGGUGCCGGUGGCCAUUUCAUUUCUGAUAUUCUCAAAGAAGAGCCAAUAGGCUCUAGAAACCUCGACGGCCUAAAUGUGAUCAGAAAUGUGCCAAUACGAUUAAUCCAUUCCACUUCUAACUUUGAUAUUGCUUCUUCAAGUUCUGGAGAUUCUGGACAUCAAGGGGCGAACGAUGAUCAUGAGAGUAUUGUUGUGGAGGAUGCCGAUAUGGAUAGUCCAACUAGUCCGUUGGUUAAAAAAUCUGCGCGAGGAUUUGAUUUGAGAGAUCCGCUAACAAUCAACACGGAGAGCAUCUCAUCAACAUCGGACCUUCCCAGCUCCCUCUCUUCCUCCGUAAACUCCUUCGUUUAUCAGAAUCAUGAUCCAUUGGAUUUUCAAAAAGUGAUCGAGCAGUUAACAGCGGAUUCCAGUCGUGCUGUAAUGCCAGAUUUCACAGGAAUGGUUGAUCCGGCGAACAUCUUAACGCAGAUAGAUCUGGUGAAGAAGCAAAUGAGCGAAAUGGAAAAACUGAUGUCAGAAGCGCAAGGAGAGCUGGAAAUGCGAAGAAGUCAGUCGAAUUUGAAUCUACACGUGGAUUCGUGUCAAGAUGACUCGUCGAAUUGUGAGGCAAGCCCAAGUUCGAGCUAUAAUGAUGAGCCGGCUUCGAAGAGACUCCAUCAGUGCACACAUCCACAGUGCGGCAAGGUGUACACCAAAAGCAGUCAUUUAAAGGCGCAUUAUCGAACACAUACAGGUGAGAGCGAAAAACCGUACGAAUGCAGUUGGCCUGGAUGUGAUUGGCGGUUCGCGAGAUCUGACGAACUUACAAGGCACUAUAGGAAGCAUACAGGAGACCGCCCAUUCAAAUGCACGCAGUGCUCGCGAGCCUUCUCGAGGAGUGACCAUCUGAGUCUUCACAUGAAAAGACAUUUUUGA